Messenger RNA from Trichoderma virens Gv29-8, 843 nucleotides. RefSeq lists its product as uncharacterized. The transcript has 2 exons. The annotation marks the transcript as partial. The record is from RefSeq and is a predicted model, not a curated record. Lineage: Eukaryota; Fungi; Ascomycota; Sordariomycetes; Hypocreales; Hypocreaceae.
CGAUAUGCCGCUGUGCAAAUCGUUCCCGAGGGACUGACGCCGCGAUACUUUGUCGACAGGUCGCAUCCGUUGUUCAAGCGCGAGGGAGCUUGCGGCGACAACGCUCACAGCUGCCUUGACACUGGCCACGGCGACCUCUGCUGCGACAACAACAGCUACUGCUACGUCAACACCUCCGACCAGCUCAGAUGCUGCGCAAUCGGCCAGGCUUGCUCCUCAGACAACCCUUGCGGUGCUACCGCUGUCCGCUGCUCUGUCACACGCACAGUCACCAUCACAUCCACCUCAUCCGCCGCCAAGACAACCUCCAAAGAACCCGUCAUCACACGAACAACCACCACCGUCCUCACCGGCUGCUGCGGCCGCGCGUGUCCGCAGACGAGCUUCUACCUCUGCGCCUCUUCCCUCGGCGGCAACUGCUGCCCCUUUGACUCAAACUGCCAGGCUGGCGGGCACUGCGUCUCGGCGAAGACAGCCCCGCCUCCAGGCCUCACUCCUGUCGCUGACGGCUGCACCACCAGCCAGUUCCGGUGCGCGGACGGCAACGGCUGCUGUAACAACGGCCAGACAUGCACCUCGUUCGCAGGGUCGGCCUACUGCUCCACCGCAACCGGAGGCCCGACUAGCACCCUCGAGGCGGGCAGCGACUCUGGCUCCGGCUCCGGCUCCUCAUCGUCCGGGGGCCUCUCCCCCGGUGCGGAAGCAGGUAUUGCCGUCGGCGCGGUGGUGGGCGGCGGCCUCAUAGUCGCGGCAGCCGUGUGGUUCUAUCUCACAAGACGAAGAGCGGCGGCGCAAAACCGCGUAUACAACGACGCCUCCCUACAAUCUGGAGACGCGAACGGC